Ophidiomyces ophidiicola is the source of this 1914-nucleotide messenger RNA. RefSeq lists its product as uncharacterized. Gene Ontology annotation, cellular component: THO complex part of transcription export complex. NCBI's taxonomy places the organism in Eukaryota, Fungi, Ascomycota, Eurotiomycetes, Onygenales, Onygenaceae. Gene Ontology annotation, biological process: regulation of DNA-templated transcription elongation; mRNA export from nucleus. The record is from RefSeq and is a predicted model, not a curated record. The coding region runs from base 1 to 1914 and encodes 637 amino acids. The transcript is spliced from 6 exons.
AUGGCUGUGGAAGAUAUCCAUGCCGUUAGAAUAUAUAGAGAGCUGGUUCAGCAGCUCUUAGACAGAGCAGCAGACCUGAAGCGGACCUCCGUUAUCGACCCUCCGAUUACCGAAGCUCAUUUCGUUGAAGGAAUCUGGCCUACUGAGAUUGGCGAGGGGGAUACGCCCAAAAGCCCGAGUUCUCAAGCGAGCUAUGCGGCUGUUGAGAUUGCUUUUCGGGAGAAAUUCUAUCAUCUAUUGGCAACAACAUCAAUAAACGAACCAAACUUUGUUCAUGUUUGGAAUCUACUCGAUAUUGUCUCCAUAUACUCAGAUAACGAACGAUGCGAGCCUGGACUUAUCUUUUGGCUCAUAGAGGAGCUGCUCGACAGCCAAACUAUCGACGGAUGUCGCAAAGUUUUUGACUAUUUAGAGUCAAGGAGGGAACGGAAUACGGCAAAACAUUUUCAGCAGAAGAGUUUAAUUAUUCUCCGGUCAUGCAACGAACUGCUACGGCGACUCUCGCGAGCAGAAGAUACUGUAUUUUGCGGACGAGUAUUUAUAUUUCUCUUUCAGUCAUUUCCUCUAGGGGAUAAAAGCUCGGUGAAUCUCAGAGGGGAAUACCAUACCGAAAAUGUUACGACUUUUGAUCAGCUACCCACUGUAACCUCUGAUGAAGACGUUAUGGAAGUAGAUGCACAUGGCCCGGAGGCAUCAAAAAAAUUGCGUGACACAGAAAAUCAAGCAACUGAGGUGCACUCAAAUCCAGCUCUUGCAGCAACGGUAACAAGCCCAGACGAAGAUACACCAGUCGACAUGGAUUCCUUAUAUCCAGUAUUCUGGGGCUUACAGGCGAAUUUUUCGGCACCUACCCACCUUUUUGAAACUGGAAAUUUCGCCUCGUUCAGGAACGGUCUUGAAGCCACGGUCUCCAGUUUCCAGAGGGUCAGCAUAGAACUGGAAAAACGCGGAAUGACAAAAGGCUCAGAAGAAAGUUCACGGCGCGGGAGUAAGCGGAAACGUGCCGAAAAUGUGACCGAGGCCGCAAGUAGCUUCAAUCCGAAGUAUCUGACAAGCCGCGAUCUAUUUGAACUUGAGGCCAAUGACAUUGCAUUUCGAAGGCAUAUCCUUGUUCAAUCCCUUAUCAUCCUUGAUUUCCUAAUUUCCCUUACACCAAAAGCGAAGGCAAAACUUACAGGCGCCACAAAUAAAUCGGUUUUGUAUGGCUAUGUCCUCAGUGAUGAAGAUGUGAGUAGAUUUUCCAGUCUUGUCUUUGGCCACUUACUUACACCAACCAAGGCAAGGUGGGCAACGAAAAUGAAAUCCACCAUCUCCACCUACUUACAGCAAGGUAUCGAUGGAAAAUUUUAUUACCGAAUGGUUGAUACGGUCUUAACACGGGAUAAAAACUGGGUUCGUUGGAAGGCGGAUGGAUGUCCAUCGAUAGAAAGACCUUCCAUCCAGGCACAGGAAUAUAUAGAUGCCCAGUCGACCGCCGUCAAGUUGUCAUCGAACAAAAGGCUUAGAGCAACCCCACUUGGUUCAUUGAAUUUACAAUUUUUGUCACCGAAUGCCGAUCAAGAUGGUCUCGACCGUCUGAAAGCUACAGAAAGAUUCACAAACCCAGAAGCCGAAUCAUAUGUGCGAGGUAUUGCAGAUGAUGAUUUCAACCUUGAUAUGGCCCAAAAUGACGAAGAUAAGGAAGAAGCUGCGAGGUCCAAAGCCAGCAAGUCUUGGAGGGUCUUGCGCUUAUCUUCACGUAGCAAGUUAAACUUAUUUGACAAAAUCGAGGACGGAAAAAGUCUAGGACAACUCUUUGAAAAUCCCCCAUCGCCACAAAGGCAGCCUGCAGAUGCAGAGGAUAAAGUGUCUAGUCCGAAAGAAGAAGAAUUGGCAAAAGAUGACGCCAAAGAAAAUGAAGUUAUGCACGAGUGA